GGCGAGGCGGAGGAGGGAGGGAGAGAGGGAGGCCGGAGCCGUGGUCCUUUGCGCGGCUGCCUGAAAGGUUCCGAAGGGCGGCAUGAGGAGGCCGAGGCGUGCGGGGGAUGAGAGACUCAAAGCUGCUAAUUUAUCAUUGUUCAGCUGCAUUAGAAAAUGCGCCAAUACACCUUAAUACAAGGAUGAAAACAAUUAAAGGUGGCACCCAUCCCUUCUAAAGCUGAUUUGAGACCAGGGAUGAAAUACAGCUACUACCAGCUUGUAGUUUGAGAAAGAAGACAGGAAUAGACUUCUGCAGUUCAAUACAAUGUCUUUGAAGACUCUGUCAUUUCUCUGUUCUGGAGAAGUAGAGGCGAGGAGUACCUGCAUCUCUCCCUAAUAAAGUGUUGAACUUCUCAGCCAGCAUUUAUUCUUCCAGCAUGUGUGAAUAACCCAUCUCAGAACCCCUCACCAGCCCAGGAAACUCAAGAGAUUUAGUGUCCUUGACGGUCGCUGGUUUCAGUCGCUCUGGGGGAGCCAUGAGACUAGCAGGCCCGCUUCGUGUCGUUGUGAUUGUCUUGACAGCUGGAUUGACCUGGAUCCUUGUCAGUAUCAUGUUGGGCACUCAAAGUGGCUUCUCAAGGCUGCAGCAGCUUCUCAGCAGUCCUGAGAAUUCUCCCACUUUAGACUUUGCACAUCUUCACCGUUUGAAAAGUGUCCACAGUAUUCUUGAUCAGAUCAGAGUGGUACCGGCACGAAGUAAUUCAGGCAACAACAUUAGGCGUCGCAAGCCCAGGCCCAAGAAGUACAAGUGUGGCCUUCCUCGGGCCUGCCCAGAGCACACGUUGGCCUUCCGGAUCACAAGUGGUGCAGCAAAUGUCAUUGGGCCCAAGAUCUGCCUUGAGGAUAAAAUGCUAAUGAGUAGUGUGAAGAACAAUGUUGGCCGGGGUCUAAAUAUUGCACUGGUGAAUGGGGUGAAUGGAGACCUGAUUGAUGCCAAAUACUUUGACAUGUGGGCGGGAGAUGUGAAUGAACUGUUAAAAUUCAUCCGGCCGUUGCAUGAGGGGACGCUGGUGUUCGUAGCCUCUUACGAUGACCCCGCCACAAAAAUGAAUGAAGAGACCCGCAAAAUCUUCGCAGAACUUGGCAGCAGAAUUGUCCAGGAGCUUGCCUUUAGAGACAGCUGGGUCUUUGUGGGAGCCAAAGGGGUGCAGGACAAGAGUCCCUUUGAGCAGCAUGUCAAAAACAGCAAGAGCUCCAACAAGUACGAGGGCUGGCCUGAGGCACUUGAGAUGGAAGGCUGUAUCCCACAGCGAACUGCAUAUGACUAGGGCGGAUUGCUAUCCUCGGAGUCUCUGAGGUUUCUUCCAGCUCUUGUCUUCCCUUAUGUUGGCAGCUGUCUGUUGUCCUUCUCUUCUGCCUUAUUCAGGCAAUCCAGUUCUUUCUUGCCUGGUCCAGACCCUGGGAAGUGGGGUAUGGUAUGACAAUAUCUGAAUGAGCUCCUAUUCCACCACCACCCCAUGACCAGGCAGUCUUCCCCAUGUGCCUUAUUUGCUGUCCUGGAUGGAGGAAGUAAUUCCUUUCCUUUCUUCUCUUGGAAUGGAUUUAGAGAACAAAUUCAUGCCUCUGUCUGGGAAUAUUGGCUCAGGAACUCAGAUUGCGCAAAGUUGAUAUAUUUAUAUUUAUGUGGUUUUCUUUCCACUGUGAUAUUUUGAAUCAUAAGUGGGAACCUCACUCGCACUUAUGCCCUAACAGAUACACACACACACACACAACUUCCCAGGGUAAAAGAUGCAGGAGAUGUGCUGAUAGUGAUGGGUGUAGCUAAAAGCCAAAAAUGAACAAUGACACCAGUUUCUCUCUAUCCAGACCCCUUUCUUUAUCUGCUUUUGUCUUUCCUAAAUUUACACUUCAGUCACAUGGAUCUGUCCAUCCGCCAUUCUUGACAUGAACAGAGUCUUCUGCACAGCUCUGCUGGAGAGCACCAUGUUCCCAAUUGCAAGGACAAGGGCAGGGCUUGGGAAGAAGAAAUAAUUAUGAGUUGAAUGAGGAGGUCCUGCAAGCCAUCUUCACCUUCAGGGAAGAAGCCAAGUUGGGAAACCUGUGCUCCAAAGGCUUUACAACGUCCCUCAGUCCCAUGCAAUAUGGUUAACAGUAAGGGAGAAUGCAAGUUGUAGUCCAAACUGGCUGAAGGACCAAUGGUUCCUAUCUCUAGGCCAGCACUUCCCCACUCCUGUGCUGGAGGGACCAUUCCUUUUCUGCUCUUGUUUCUGUAUCUCAGUUUAAUCCCUCCACCACCAUUAUGUUUUGGUACUUUUGCACAACUCCUGAAAGAUGCCCAGAUGCUAUUUUUGGAAAAGUUGUGUUGGUGUUUCAUUUGUGUCAGGACAAGACGGCAUCUGAAAGCCCCUUGUUCUUUCUCACACACCUUUGUUUAUAUGUUACAGUGGAGAGAAUUGAAGAUGAGCAUUUUAUUUUUGAAAAUCCUUGUUGCUGUAGAACAUCUCCAAUAAACAAUGUACAAAAAGA
Molecule: messenger RNA, 2508 nt
Organism: Anolis carolinensis (green anole)
Lineage: Eukaryota; Metazoa; Chordata; Lepidosauria; Squamata; Anolidae
Gene: fam3a
Product: FAM3 metabolism regulating signaling molecule A
Exons: 13
Coding region: 519-1310 (263 amino acids)
Source: RefSeq, a predicted model, not a curated record